Messenger RNA from Selaginella moellendorffii, 1627 nucleotides. Its product is annotated as lysine histidine transporter 1-like. Gene Ontology annotation, cellular component: plasma membrane. Bases 166 to 1551 code for a protein of 461 amino acids. The record is from RefSeq and is a predicted model, not a curated record. The transcript is spliced from 8 exons. NCBI's taxonomy places the organism in Eukaryota, Viridiplantae, Streptophyta, Lycopodiopsida, Selaginellales, Selaginellaceae.
AACUUGCAAAGAAAUGACAGUUGCCAUCCUUGAACGUGCCAACACCGACAGCGACACAUGAACGAGGACUGGAACUCUCACUGCUCACACGACUCAUGAACUAGUUCCAUGAGAUCCAUGUCUCAAAAUCCUCCAUCCCUUUAUGUAGCUAGCUAGCUCUUGACAAUGGCUGGAAUAAAGAAAUCCCUCCUCAAGAGAUGGCGCUCGUGGAUCUUGCUCAACAAUUCCUGGACAAGCCGGUGGUGGUAUUCCGCGGUUCACAUCACCACAGUGACGGUGGGAACCGGAGUUUUGGGCUUGCCGACAGUCAUGGCCUUCUUCGGAUGGGAACUCGGCACCAUCCUGAUUGUGGGCUUCAUGAUCCUGAGCCAGAUGUGCUACUGGCAGCUGAUUGGAUUGCACGAGACCCAAGAGGGCCGCCGCUUCGAUCGAUACCCUGAGCUGGGACAGCACCUCCUGGGCGACUCUCUCGGAUUCUGGCUCAUCGCUCCACUCCAGGCCAUCGCCCAAGUGGGAAUCGACACAGUCUACGUCGUCGCGGGAGCGAAUUCCCUCCAGCACAUCUACUCGCUCUUCCACGAAUGCAAUGCUUUGGAUUGCGGUGCCAUGAAGUUGACUUACUGGAUGCUCGUCUUCAUGGCCGUCCAGCUCUUGCUCUCGCAGCUCCCACACUUACAAUCAAUCACUUGGGUGUCAUUCAUAGCAGCUGUCACAGCCAUUGGGUACUGUACACUAACUUGGGUUUCCAUUCUAAUUAACCCUCCACCUUCACCUUCACCGUCACCACCUUCACCUUCAUCGUCUUCCGCGUGUUUCGCGAAUGUCGAGCAUGGCUACCCGCAAGGAUCCAAAGCUCACAUAACUUUCGGGAUCUUCACCUCUCUCGGUAAGCUGGCAUUUGCGAUGGCGGCCGCGCACAAUGUGGCUCUCGAGCUCCAGGCGACGAUUCCAAGCACUCGCAAUCGCCCCUCGAAACGAGCAAUGUGGAGAGGGACGCUGAUCGCGUAUAUCGUGGUCGCGUUUUGCUACUUGCCGGUGGCGCUGGUGGGAUACCGGUUCUACGGCAACGAGACUCGCGAUACUUGCCCGGGGAUCGACAAUGUCCUGCUCAGGCUCAAGAGUCCCAAACCGAUGAUUGUUCUCGCGGAUUUGAUGGUUUUCAUUCACUUGUGCGGUAGCUACCAGGUGCUAGCGAUGCCGAUUUUCAGCAACUUUGAAACAUUUUUUGAGAGGAAGUACGAGGUUGAGCUGAGCUUCAUGCUGCGAACGAUGGCCAGAUAUAGUUAUGUUGUUCUGACGUUGAUGCUGGCCGCAGCGUUUCCUUUCUUUGGUGAUCUUGAAGCCUUCUUUGGAGGUUUUGCUAUCAUUCCAACGACUUACGUGAUACCUUCUGUUCUCUGGCAUUUGAGUAGGAAGCCCGAGCCAUUGAGUCCGCCAUGGAUAGCAAACCUGUUGUGUAUUUCCUUUGGAAUAGCGGUGAUGGCUACUUCGACGAUAGGUGGCCUUCGUAACUUGAUAAUGAAACGGCGAGAGCUGGAAUUCUUUCAAUAAGUUGGGAGUCAUUUACUCUCCAUCCCUGUUAAACACAGCAUCAGAGUGGAAACAGAAAAGAAAAAUUCAAAUGUUA